Molecule: messenger RNA, 1680 nt
Organism: Cinclus cinclus
Lineage: Eukaryota; Metazoa; Chordata; Aves; Passeriformes; Cinclidae
Gene: PEX12
Product: peroxisomal biogenesis factor 12
Exons: 3
Coding region: 1-1071 (356 amino acids)
Biological process (GO): protein import into peroxisome matrix; protein monoubiquitination
Cellular component (GO): peroxisomal importomer complex; peroxisomal membrane
Molecular function (GO): protein binding; ubiquitin-protein transferase activity; zinc ion binding
Source: RefSeq, a predicted model, not a curated record
AUGGCGGAGGUGGGCGCGCACCUCACGGCCGCCCCGGCCGGCGGGGACCGGCCGUCCGUGUUCGAGGCGGUGGCCCAGGACAGCCUGAUGGCCGCCGUGAAACCCGCCCUGCAGCAUCUGGUCAAGGUUCUUGCUGAGUCUAAUCCUGCCCGAUAUGGUUUCCUCUGGCGCUGGUUUGAUGAGAUCUACGUCCUUCUGGAUUUGCUGCUGCAGCAGCACUACCUGGCCAGGUGCAGCGCAUCCUUCUCUGAGAACUUCUAUAGCUUGAAGAGGAUCCCUAUGGGAGAUGGCAGACAGCAACCUCUGGCCACAGCUGGCCUGCCAAAGAGGCAGCACUGGAAGUCUCUGCUCCUGCUGGUUCUUGUUCCUUACCUGAAAGGAAAGCUGGAGAAACUGGUGUCCAGCCUGAGGGAAGAGGAUGAGUACUCCAUCCACCCUCCUUCGUCAUCCUGGAAGCGCUUCUACAGAGCCUUUCUAGCUGCCUACCCAUAUGUAAACAUGACCUGGGAGGGCUGGUUUCUUAUCCAGCAACUGUGCUAUAUCCUGGGCAAGGCUGAGCAUCAUUCCCCCAUGCUGAAGCUGGCUGGUGUCCGCCUGGUCAGACUGACUGCAGAGGAUAUCCAGGCCCUGGAGAAGAAAUGGGCUGAAACCACCUCAAGUCAAACACACAGCUUUACCUCACGAGUGCAGUCAGCCCUGAGGAAAGCUCUGGGCGGCGUCGCCUUCUCCCUAUCCACCGGCCUCUCCGUCAGCGUGUUCUUCCUGCAGUUCCUGGACUGGUGGUAUUCCUCAGAAAACCAGGAGACCAUCAAGUCCCUGACAGCACUGCCCACCCCUCCACCCCCUGUACACCUGGAGCACGAGCCCAGCUCAGCUGUGCUGCCCAGCCUGAAGACCGCGUGCCCUCUGUGCCGCAAGGUCCGCGUCAACGCCACGGCCCUGGCCACGUCCGGCUUCGUGUUCUGCUACCGCUGUGCCUACAGCUAUGUGAAGGCUCACCAGCGCUGCCCAGUCACUGGCUAUGCCACAGAGCUGCAGCACCUGGUCAAACUCUACUCCCCUGAGAGCUGAAAGGCUCCCGGGAGCCUCCAGCACCUCUUUCUACAUCCCGUGGAAGGCUUCAGACCGCCGCAGCUUCCUCAGUGAGAUAUACAGCGCCUUUGAACUCGGUGGUUCAUCAGCUUUGCUGCCUUUGCACAUUCUGGCAAGGCUCUGCCCUUUGUUGAUAAGCUGUUGAAACAUCCUGGCAGUUGCAGAGGGAUCACACAGCCCCAGCCUGUCAGCCAGCACAGAAAAGCUUUGAAAGACCAGCUGAAAGGGAAGAAACAUUGAUUUGGAUAAGAGGAAUGCAGAUGUGAGGAUCAAACACCAGCACUGGUGCUGCUUGAGGGCAUGAGACAGCAAAUUAAAGAGAUAGGGAAAUUCUCUAGGCAGGUUUUUCUUCCCAGGGUGAGCUCUGGCUUUGUCAGAGGUGGAGACAGACUUAAACCUCUGCUCUUCAGCCUCCUGCAUUUUCAAGCUCUUCACCUUGAAAUUGAGAACAUCACCCUCCCAAUUCCCACCAACGGUCCUAAAUUAAGACUUUUGACUCUUUAAAAGAACAAGAUGGACAAGAAGAAUGUGACACUUUCUGCACGAGAGAGAAAAUGACAAACCAGAUUAAAACAAACUGACAACUGA